AUGGAGCAGCCCAACGACACAAAUGAAUCCGACGAUGCAGAGGGGUUCGAAGACCCGGACCGAAAUAAAGACCUAAACGGGCCCUAUGACCGGGACAUACCCCACCACACGAACAAGCCCGAUGACCCGGACGGGAACACCAACAAACAGGACGAGCCCGAAGCCUCGGACGAGCCCCACAACUCGGAAGAGCCCAACGACCCGAACGAGCGCGAUGACCAAAACGAGCCCGACGACCCGGAUGGACCCCACGACCUGGACGGGCUCGAUGAUCCAGAUAGGCCUGACGACCCGAUCAGGCCCAACAACGCGGGCGGGAUCCAUAAUCCAAACAGGCCUAACGACCCGAACAGGCCCGACGACACAAACAGGACCAAUGACCCGAACUGGCACUGCGAUCCAGACAGGCCCCACGACCCGAACGGGCAUGACGUGCCCGAUGAUCCAGAAAGGCCAGAAGACCUGAACGGGCCGGACGACCCAGACAGGGCUAAUGACCUGGACGCGCCCGAUGAUCCAGACAGGCCCAAUGACCCGAACGGGCCAAACAACCCGAAUGAGCCCAACGAACCAGACAGCCCAGUUCGGGUCGUUUUGCAUGUCGAGAUCAUCAGGCCUGUCCAGGUCGUCAAGCCCGUCCUAGUCAUCGGUCACGUCUGUGUUGUCGGUCAGAUCCAGGUCGUCGAGCUUGUUCGAGUCGUUGGGCCUGUCUGGAUCAUCAGUCCCGUCCAUGUCGUUAGGCCCGUCUGA
Molecule: messenger RNA, 750 nt
Organism: Vigna unguiculata (cowpea)
Lineage: Eukaryota; Viridiplantae; Streptophyta; Magnoliopsida; Fabales; Fabaceae
Source: RefSeq, a predicted model, not a curated record